This is a messenger RNA of Calliphora vicina (urban bluebottle blowfly), 7065 nucleotides long. RefSeq names its product timeless (gene tim). Gene Ontology annotation, cellular component: replication fork protection complex. The coding region runs from base 888 to 5651 and encodes 1587 amino acids. The record is from RefSeq and is a predicted model, not a curated record. Gene Ontology annotation, molecular function: DNA binding. The transcript is spliced from 15 exons. NCBI's taxonomy places the organism in Eukaryota, Metazoa, Arthropoda, Insecta, Diptera, Calliphoridae. Gene Ontology annotation, biological process: DNA repair; entrainment of circadian clock; DNA replication checkpoint signaling.
ACGACCAAGUGAACGGAUGUUGAAAACGGAAAAACGCAUAUUAUAGUUUUUCAUACUAAAUAACACUGUUAUUGUAAUAAUCAUAUCUGGAAAUUAAAAAAAAAAAUUAAAUAAUAAAAAGUUUUUUAAAAUUUAUUAAAUUAAAAUUUCUUUUUUUAAAAAAAGUUAAAAAAUUAAGUGCUAAAAGUUAAUACAACUAAUCAAUUUUCCUACAAAAAUUUAUGGAAAAUUUUACUUGUAUUUCAAUAUUGUAUACAUGAAAACGUGACUUGUUGAAUAACAACAAAUAACAACAACAAAAGUUUUACUAAAAUAGAAAUCACGUUGUUUAACAUUAACAUUAACAAAACAAAACCAAAAUUAUAAAUAUAUUCCAAUACAAAUCCAAAUCAAUUAAUUAAAAUUAAAUAAAAAUUCUUAAUAUUGAACAAACAAAAAACACCACAAAUAUUAAGUGACAAGUGACAACAAGAAGUAAAUCGCAGACAAUGGAAAAAUUGGAAAACUAAAAGCUUGCGUCAUUAAAAAUACAAUAGCAAGAAAAGCUUUAUUUUAAACUUGAAAAUUUAAAUAAAUUAAUAGUUGUAAGAAAAAAAAAACAACAAAUACAACUAAAUAAACAACUAUCUACUAUUAUUAACUAAACACCCUAUAUGUGCAUUUAACUUUUUAUCACCAAAAGCUUUUAACUACUAUUUCAAGUUGGCCACUGGAUUUAGUUCCGGAAAUUGAAAUUUUUUAACUGAAAACAAAUAAAUUUUGGGAUUAUUUAUUUUUCAACAACUAAAGAGAAAAUUUGCUCCCAUUUUAUUUUGAAAGAAUUUAUCCAAAUGAAUUCCACCGAUGAGGAUCAUAAACUACAAACGUAAUUUCGCAUCAAUUUUGUAAUGGACUGGUUAUUGGCAACACCACAACUUCAUAGUGCUUUCUCAUCAUUGGGCUCCCUUGAGGGAGAAGCUUACGUUGUUAGCGCUAACGCAUUAGCCACACUGGAGGAAAUAAAUUAUAAACUCACUUAUGAAGAUCAAACUUUGCGGACCUUUCGAAGAGCUAUCGGUUUCGGCAAAAAUGUCCGAUCCGAUUUAAUACCCUUGCUUGAGAAUACCAAGGAUGAAGACAUUUUGGAUUCGGUUAUACGUAUAUUGGUAAAUUUAACCGUACCCGUUGAGUGUCUCUUCUCAGUUGAUGUCAUGUAUCGCACCGAGGUGGGCAGACAUACGAUAUUUGAAUUGAAUAAAUUAUUGCACACUAGCAAGGAAGCCUUCACCGAUCCGAAGAGUACGAAAUCGGUAGUCGAUUACAUGAAGCAUAUACUGGAGUCCGAUUCAAAGUUGUCACCGAAAAAAUGCGAUCAAAUCAACAAUUGCCUGCUGUUGCUGAGGAAUAUUCUGCAUAUUCCCGAAUCGAAUGCAAACUAUUUAAUGCCUUCGACUUCGCACAAUCAUCCGGGCGGUACACAUCCAGUUUCUAUGCAAAAUGCCAUCUUGUGGAACCUGUUCAUACAGAGCAUAGACAAGUUACUGUUGUAUCUUAUGACCAGCCCGCAGCGCGCUUUCUGGGGUGUAACCAUGGUGCAAUUGAUAGCCUUGAUUUAUAAAGAUCAACAUGUCAGCACUUUGCAGAAGUUAUUAAAUUUAUGGUUUGAGGCUUCGCUGUCGGAAAGUUCGGAGGACAAUGAAAGUAAUACAUCACCGCCGAAACAGGGCAGUUGUGAUUCUAGCCCCAUGUUGACGUCAGAUCCCACCUCUGAUUCAUCCGAUAAUGGUAGUGCUGGUAGUAAAAAUGGUAAUUCCGAAGAUCGUCGUCAAGCUUUGCGCGAAGAAACCGAGGCCACUUUACAAGAGGUGAGUCGUAAGGGUCAAGAAUACCAAGACUCUAUGUUGAGAGUACCGGCCGACAAAGUCGAUAGUUCCGAAGGAGCCAGCGAUGUGGGCGCCACCGAUUGUGAAGAAGUUUUUACUUUGAAAAAAACUCAACAGGGCAGUGAAAUUAUGGAAAUGGCCGAGGACGAAAAUGCUCGUCAAUCAGCUGAAAACGUCUUAGAUCCCACCAGCAAUAAUUUCGAACCAGAAUUGUCGGAGGAAAAAUCCACAACCACAAAACAAAAACAACAAUUACAACCAGCUGAACAAGAUUCUAGCACUUCCAAUUUGGCCGAUGCUGCCAAUUUCAUGCCACCGCCGGCAUUACCUCUUAAGAGCUCCACGCUAACAGCGAAAACACGCGUUAUUGAUAAAGAAUUAAUGAACGCCACGCCUAAAGCGUGUCAAAAGUCACCCCACUCGGGUCAUGUCAAACUAACAAUGGGUAAUUGUGGUCCCCAGAAAAGAGAGUGUCCCUCAUCACAAUCCGAACUUUCAGAUUGUGGUUACGGUACCCAAGUCGAAAAUCAAGAAUCGAUUUCAACUUCCAGCAAUGAUGAUGAUGGUCCACAAGGUAAACCCCAACAUCAGAAACCACCCUGCAGUUCGAAGGCUAGAAACAAGCAUCGAAUUGUUUUGACCGUCAUCGACAAGAAAGAACUGAGACGUAAGAAAUUGGUGAAAAGAAGCAAAAGUAGUUUAAUUAAUAUGAAGGGUCUAGUACAACAUACACCCACAGAUGAGGACAUAUCCAAUCUCCUUAAGGAAUUUACCGUAGACUUUUUACUUAAAGGCUAUGGUUAUCUAGUGGAGGAAUUACACUCUCAAUUAUUAACAAAUCUCAAAAUUCCCAUUGAUACAUCACAUUUCUUUUGGUUGGUUACGUAUUUCUUGAAAUUUGCCGCCCAACUGGAACUUGAUAUGGAACACAUAAAUACCAUUCUCACCUUUGAUGUCAUCAGCUAUUUAACGUACGAGGGUGCCAUGUUAUGCGAACAAUUGGAAUUGAAUUCACGACAGGAGGGCAGUGAUUUGAAACCAUAUUUACGUCGUAUGCAUUUAGUCGUUACCGCAAUACGGGAAUUUUUGCAAGCAAUAGAAACUUAUAAGAAAGUAACGCACUUGAGCGAUGAGGAUCGUGAACGUUUGCGUCUGUUGCAAUUGCAAAUCAGCAGUACCGAAGAUUUGCGGAAUUUGUUCGUGUUGCUGUUGCGUCGCUUUAAUCCCAGCCUGCAUACGAAACAAUAUUUACAGGAUUUGGUGGUUACAAAUCAUAUAUUGCUGUUGAUUUUGGACGGUGUUACAAAAUCGAAUAGUAAUAUUCAUAUAAAGAUGAUUGAGCACAUAUCACAAUUUGCUACUUUGGAAAUAAUGCACUUCUAUGGAAUGCUUUUAGAGGAUUUCAAUAAUAAUGGAGAAUUUGUCAACGAUUGUAUUUUCACCAUGAUGCAUCAUAUUGGUGGUGAUUUGGGACAAAUUGGUACCCUCUUUCAGCCGGUCAUAUUGAAAACAUAUUCACGUAUAUGGGAAGCCGAUUAUGAGCUAUGUGAUGAUUGGUCCGAUUUAAUUGAAUAUGUUAUACACAAAUUCAUGAAUACACCACAAAAAAGUCCCCUAACUUUGCCGUCUACAUCGCUGACAGAACUAACUAAAGAACUUAAUAUGGAAACUACAAUGUGCACUUGGACUCAAGAGGAAAUGGACACCCUGUAUUGGUACUAUGUACAAAGCAAGAAGCACAAUGAUAUAGUGGGCAAGAUUGUCAAACUCUUUUCCAACAAUGGCAACAAACAAAAGUCCAGAAUAUCGAUUAUUCAGCAAUUAUUGCAACAGGAUAUUAUUACUUUGGUGGAAUAUGAUGAUUUAAUGAAAUUUGAGGAUGCUGAAUAUCAGCGUACUUUAUUAAAAACACCCACAUCGUGCACUACCGAAUCGGGUAUUGAUAUAAAGGAUACACCCAUCAAAGGCAAACCUUCUGAUGACAUACAGGUACAUACUAGUUUUGGGGUAAUAUAUGGGGAGUUUUGUUUUAUUAUUAACACUGUGUUAUACUUUCAGAUUUUGCGGGAUUUAAUUAUCAUGGAAAAGAAAGGGCAACAUCUUGUUUGGCUGCAGAAAAUUUUACUCGAAUGCUGUUAUAUUAAGCUGAUUUUGAAAAAUAAUCCAUUGCGCGAAGAUCAUCAGAAUUUGAGUUUUGUUAUGGAACCAGUGGCUUAUCAUUGCAUAUUAAAAAACAAUUCCAUACCCGUGGUGCAGUGGAACAAUGAGCAGGCCACAACAAUGCUGUAUCAACCAUUUGUCUUGCUCUUGCAUAAAUUGGGCUUUCAGUUGCCAGCCGAUGCCGGUUCAGUGUUUGCACGUAUACCAGAUUUUUGGACACCCGAAAUUAUGUUCAACUUGGCCAAGAAACUGGGACCCUUGGAAAAAUUGUUUAUCAAAUUCGAUGUUCAUCAAUUUGACAUUGUCGAAAACGAUACGGAAGUGCAUUCAACAUCGUCUAGAUCACAUUAUGAUAUAAACACAGCACGCAACUCGUUGAGUUCAAUUUCAAGCCUUGAAGUGGAUGUAAAUGACAGCGAUGAAUUGCCUCCAAUACCCGAAGUAGAUGAUGUAUUAGAGAAAUCAUCACAGGCCAGUGAGAUAUUUGCCAUGCCCAAUGCUAAACAAUGUAAUUCGAUAAUAAGAUAUACACCUGAACCGUCGGCAAGACCCACUAUUCCCAAUUGGCUGCAAUUGGUAAUGCGCAGCAAAUGCAACAACUCGAAUUGCAGCAGCACAACCACAAAUGCUGCCACUGCAUCAGCCAGUUUAGCUAAUUUAGCAACAAAUGCCUGUAAUGAAUCAGACAUCUGGAUGUCCAAUGGCAAAAAUGCAACUCUACCCGUCAAUAGCGGUGCUACAGCAGCAGCAGCAUCGGCGGCAACAACAACAACAACCACCACCAAAGCAAACAACAGUAAUUUGGUAGAGACAAAAGUGUCUAGCAACACAACAAGCUCAACACUAGCGAUGGCAGCAGCAACAAGUGCGAUCUUACAUACAACAACAGCGGCAGCAACACCGUUACCAUGUCCAUCAAUCAACCAAAUAAUUGGUCUACAACAUGAAAUGGGCAACAAUGAUGGUGGUGCGAAAUUGCAGACAACAAAACAGAAAUUGACAUUUUCAGCAUCAUUAAAUACGCUGACGACAACAGCAUUAACAGUGGCAACAACCACAAUAACAACUACCGCUCUAGACAUACCACUAUCAACAACAUUAUUAACACCAGCAAUAUCGGCAGCAACAGCUGCCGAUGCAGCUGUCGUAGUAGCACCAUCAUCGCUGGUAACCAUAGCAACAAUGCCAGCAAUCAAUAGUGCAGUAACUUCGGAGACAGCAGCUUUGGCUGUCAGUUUCAAAGAUUAUCAGCAACAGCAACAACACCAGCAGCAACACCAGCAGCAACAGCAACAUAACCAUAAUAUUAUUAGCCAACAGUCGUUACAACAAUUACAACUGUUACAACAAAUGCAGGAACAACAACAACAAGCUCAUAUUACCUACAUCAAUCACAGCGAUGAUGAUGACUCUGCUAUGAGAUCAUUGGAGCGUAAUGACUCUUCGGCCUCAUCUGGUUUCUAUACACGCAGUGGCAGCGGCAAUUUGGAACAAGAAUUAUGCGCCAUGGUUGCAUCAGCUUAUGAACAAGAAAAUGCCAACAGUGAUAGUGCCUCCGUUGCCUCCGAUCUGACACGCAUGUAUGUCAGCGAUGAGGAGCAUGAAUAUCGUGUGGCUCAUUAUCAUUAAAUACAGGCAAAACAGUAAAAUUCAACUAAAUGAUUUGAACUAAAGCCCGGGAGACACAUUGGAAACGAUUGGCCUUCAACAUAAAAAAAGGAUAGAUAAAUUUUGAAAUUAAUUUAUUUAGAGAUUUAAAGUGCAAAACCGAAAAACGUAAUGAAAUAAAACCAAUUCUUAUUAUUAAUAUUAUACAAGAAACUAUAUUUUUAUAUUAAACUAUAAAACGAAUAUAAGAAAAACAGAAGAACAAAAUAAUUAGCGUAAAAUUAUUUAUAAAAAUUACAAUAAAUUUACAAUUAUAAACAUAACAUUAAAUAAAGAAAUAAAUAUAUUUACAAAGCCCCUUAUCGUAUAACCCCUCCCACGACCGGAAACGAAAAUGUAUUAAAGAGACUGUGAUUGACAAAAUUCAAAUGUUAAAGUUUGUCCGCUACCAAAACUAUGCCUAACUAUUAUUUACUAUGACUUUGAUUAACUAUUUUUUAUUUAUUGAACUUAAAAAGAGAAUUAAUUGACUUUGAGAUAAUUUUUAUCAUAUUCAUUUAAUUAAAGAUUUUUAUUGAUUUGAUUAAUGUUUUAAUUGUUUACAUUUGACCGAUAAUGCCUACAAAAGAGACCUUUGACUGUUACUAAUAUUAAGAAGUGGGCUGGGCUAUACACUCAACUCAUAAUCGGUACCUAACGAUUGUUAUACAAUAACAUAUUUAUUAUGCUUUACAUUGGACUUUUUCUCAGUGUAGAAUUAAUUAAGUGUUAGUUUUUAUUUUUAUUUUUCAAAAGAUCUCAUUUUGAGAUGCAUGUAUUUUUAUCAAUUUAUGUGAAUUAUUUAGAGCAUUAAUUAAUGUAUAUUUUUUAAAAAUAAAAACAAUGCUAUGAAAGAAAUCUUUAAUGGGUCCAUUAUGGAUGGCAACCGAACUACAGUUGCGUUGUCAGUUGCUAAAAUGUUAUUACAGAUGGCAACUGGCAGCUAUCAUUUCUGUUGUCAAACUGGCAACCAGAAAUUUGUGGUUGCCCUCUGGCAACGCAACUUAAGUUCGGUUGGCAUCCAUAAUCGAUCCAUAAAGAAAAUAAGAUGCUUGUCAAAAUGAUAAGGUCACGUAAUUUUCGUUCUGUUUAUCCCUAAAUACAAAUAGUUUUGAUUUUUUUUAUUGGGUAAAAUACUUGUUGCUCAAAAGCUAAGCAGAUAAUAACUAUACAUAUGUAUUUUUGAAUAAACAGAUCGAAAAGUAUGUGACCUUAUCAUUUUGACACGCACCUUAUGUCAAUGUUUUUUUGAAAUGAAACAUUUGUGGUAUUAAAAGAAAUAAAAAUAUAAUAAAAUUAAGAAUAAUAAAUAAAUAUAUGUUUAAUUUAAGUUAAAAAAAAGUAUAAAAUAAAAAUAUGAUAUAUUUAUUUACAUUAAAUUUACAUAUUAAAUAAA